AUGAACUAUAAGCAUUUUCUUUUCAUUCUUCGUGCCUUACGAUUUGCUGAUGUCGGAACACGGGAUGACAGAAGAAAGAGUGAUAAAUUAGCUCCAAUAAGAGAUUUGUUUGAAAAUUUUGUCCAGAAUUGUCAGAAAUUAUAUCAUGUAGGGGAAUACGUGACUUUGGAUGAAAAGCUAGAACCUUUUCAAGGACGAUGCCCCUUUUGGCAGUAUAUGCCAAAGAAACCUGCAAGAUAUGGUAUAAAAAUAUUUACUGUGGUUGAUUUUAGAGCCUUUUAUACUUUCAACAUGGAAAUUUACUCAGGUCAGCAGCCAGAUGGUAUAUACGAGAAAAUCAACAGUUCUUAUGAAAAAGGAAAGUGCAUCCUAGGUCUAUUAUACAAUUCUGGAAAAAACGUUACCACAGACAGUUGGUAUACCAGUCAUGAAUUGGCCAAUUUCUUACAGAAAAAUAAAAUUUCUAUUGUUGCAACAAUAUGCAAGGAUAAGAAGAUUAUCCCACCUGAUUUUGUGUCGAAUAAGAAUAGAGAACAGCAUUCAACUCUCUUGGGGUUUCAAAAGGAUGUAAUGCUACUUUCUUAUAUGGCUGAAAAGAACAAAUGUGUUAACCUUUUGUCAACUAUGCACAAUGAUGACCAUAUUAAUGAAAGCACAGGACAUUUGAAGAAAUCUGAAGUAAUUACGUUUUAUAACAUGAUAAAAGGAGCAGUUGAUAUAGUCGACGAAAUGGGUGGCAUUUAUUCUGUGGCCAGAAUAUCAAACCGAUGGCCUAUGGGCAUAUUUUUUUCACUAUUAAAUGUUGCCGGCAUAAAUUCAAGGAUCUUGCUUUUAUCUAUUAAAACUCCACCAGAGAAGUGCAGGAAUAGGAAACUCUUCUGA
Molecule: messenger RNA, 882 nt
Organism: Stegodyphus dumicola
Lineage: Eukaryota; Metazoa; Arthropoda; Arachnida; Araneae; Eresidae
Source: RefSeq, a predicted model, not a curated record